GACACAUCACAGCAAGUGAACAGGCGACAUUCCAGCCCUGAGUUUCUGAGUAUCUCUAGAAACCCAGCAAGACACCCAGCAGAGUUCCUCCUAGCAGAGCGGAAGCAGAGACUCUUUUAAGGGGUAAGUGCUGCUGAGAACCGGACUCUGUGCCAGAGGACACUGAAGAAAGACUCAGCUGCAGAGGCGAUGGAGUAACUCAGCUGGACCUUACAAUGUCCACAUCACAUCUGGAUGUGCCCUCAAAUGAGGCACGCAAACUUUGCCACAAGAGAACGGGAAGCAUUGAACUGUUGGAAGUUAUUGGAGUCGUGAAAAAGGAUUAUGGCAGUGGGAGCUUUUCUAUGCUGCCUGUGCACUCCCCACAGUCCUUUGACUAUGUUCUGGUGGCCCAGAGAACAGAUGAUGUUGACCAGGAAAGCUUCAGAAAGCAGAGGGACUUCAUCAAUGCCCUGAAGGACAAGCAUUUGAAUAUACAGAAAAUUAUUGAUGAAGAUAAAGUUUUUUAUGGAAUCACAGCCCCGAAAGAGAUCUUUGAGACAUACAGAUACCUGCUCAAAGUGUCUGAUGCCUGUAAUUGGAGCUGUGAGCAACAGGGUACUAUCCCACAGUCCACCAGAAUACGCAUAGUUGACUUCAUUGUGGACCACACCAGCAUAGAAAGUAAUGGUGAACCAGAGUACCUGUCAGACCUCAUUCAGAGAAACAUAUUUGAGGCUCAAUUUUGUCUGCAUGAGAAACAGGAACAGAAAGAACUAAGCACCAGUUGGGCUCGAUGGACAGCCUGUUUAAAUGGGCAACCAAUAACAGAUGUAAGGGACUACUUUGGGGAGAAAGUGGCUCUGUAUUUCCUUUGGUUGGGAUGGUACACAUUUCUGCUGAUCCCUGCUGCUGUGCUAGGGGUCAUAGUCUUCCUUUAUGGCCUGGCCUUCUUCAAAACCAGCCCUCUAAUACAAGAAGUGUGUCAAUCAGACACUAUCAUGUGCCCACUGUGUGAUGAGAAAUGCAAGGUCUGGCAGCUCUCUGAUACCUGCACAUAUGCAAAGGUGAGCAUACUGUUUGAUAAUGAGGGAACAGUUGCAUUUGCCAUGUUCAUGGCAGUCUGGGCUACUGUAUUUCUAGAGUUCUGGAAACGCCACAGAGCAUCAUACGUCUCUGAGUGGAAGGUUUUUGACUGGUGUGAAGAAGAGGAGGAGCUGAUUCUGGAGAUUGUGAAUAAUCCUAACUGUGAAUCAAAGAAGCACAGUCACUCAUACCUGCGCAGUACACUAGUAAUGGUGUUAGUGACACUCAUGUUGCUGCUAAUCAUUGGGCUGGCGCAUGCCCUGGUGGUGUUCAGGGUAAUAGCCAGUGAACAGCUGGCUAAAUUCAGUAGCUGGUCAUUCAUUAGUGAAAACUCCAAUACAGUGGCUUUCAUGCUGGGAGCUGUGCUGCAUUACCUCACAAUAAUUAUCAUGACUAAGGUCAAUCACAAAGUGGCCAUGAAGCUUUGUGAACUAGAGAAAGCACGCUCCCAUGCAGCCAUUGAAAGGAGCUUCACAGUGAAGAUGUUUGUUUUCCAGUUCUUCACUCUCUUCUCCUCUCUUAUAUAUACAGCAUUCUUCCUUGGCAGGAUAAACGGACAUCCAGGUGGAUAUGUGAAAUUAGCUGGCAAAUGGAGAUUAGAGGAGUGCCACCCCAGUGGAUGUCUGACAGACCUGUUCAUUCAGAUGGCCGUCAUUCUGUUUCUCAAACAGACCAUCAACAACGUGUUUGAGUUCUCUGGCCCUUGGUUCACACGUUGGCGGAAGAGGCUACAGAGUCGAAAGUUGAGGCAAAAGGUUCGGCAGUGUUCGAAGAAGGACUGUAUGGAGAGCACAGCAGGUGCUGAACUUUGUGACAACUGUAAAGUGAAGGACCUGCUCAGGAACUUUGAUCUUGAUAGUGUGGACCAGUUCAGCCUCUUCAACGAGUUCCUAGAGAUGGUCCUCCAGUUCAGUUUUACCACCAUCUUCGUGGCUGCAUUUCCUCUGGCUCCUCUUUUAGCUCUACUCAACAACAUCAUCGAGAUCAGGCUAGACGCCAUAAAGAUGGUCAGCCUGGAACGAAGGCUCAUUCCCAAGAAGACUAACGACAUUGGUAUUUGGACUGAUGUGCUGGAAACAAUUGGUGUGUUAGCAGUCAUUGCUAAUGGGCUGGUUAUUGGGAUAUCCUCUGAUUUUAUCCCUCGAUUGGUAUAUCGUUAUCGCUACGGACCCUGUGCCAACUCCAGUGCUACUGAAACUGAUUGUAUGUCAGGUUAUAUCCAAAACACGCUGUCCACUGCUAACAUCAGUGAUGAAAACAUCAAAAGUGACUUUUUGCCUGAACAGCUGAUUACUCACAAUGGCAUAAAGGUGACAUCCUGCAGCUAUAGAGACUAUAGGAGUAAUGAGGACUACACUUUGACCAAUCAGUUUUGGGUCAUUCAGGCAAUCCGAUUUGCCUUUGUAGUUCUUUUUGAGCAUGUGGUGGUGAUGUGUAAGUUCAUAGCAGGGUGGUUUGUGCCUGGUUCUCCCUUAGAGGUGAAAAAUAACAGGCUGCAAGACAAACUCGACAGACUGAAGGAGGAACUGAAAGCUGAAAGAAAAAGGCAUGCCAGAUCACAGAAUGAAUGACCAAGGCUUGAUGAAUUGAAAUGAUGAAAGGCCCACAUGGAAAACCAGAAAACAUCACCAUCAGUGACAUGAGGAACUGUUGUAAAAUGUUUCACUGUGAGAUCUAACUAUUCAAAUGCUCAUUUGCAAGCUGACUGGGCAGGUGUCUAGAGCUCAGAGGAAAAAAAUGAAGGAGAAACACUAGCUGUUGGGCACAGCUGUUAACUUACUGAAUUUUACAGAUGCACCAUUCCUCACACUUUGUAGAGCUUUGUUAUACAAAGUGGAAAAUGUCUUAAUUUAGUCAGUACACGGGACCUUUUAUUUUUGUAUUAGUCAAUUAUGUAUAUUUUUGUACUCUGCUGAAUUUGUACUUUACGCUGUGCUUUAUUUGUUUUUCUAAUGUACUGAUUGUGUUAUUUUUGAUUGCUUGUUUUGCUCAUUUAUACUCAUGGACUGGAACUGGAUACUGUUGAAAAUAAAUUCUGUGUUUCUGCUG
Molecule: messenger RNA, 3114 nt
Organism: Colossoma macropomum (tambaqui)
Lineage: Eukaryota; Metazoa; Chordata; Actinopteri; Characiformes; Serrasalmidae
Product: anoctamin-9
Exons: 24
Coding region: 216-2636 (806 amino acids)
Biological process (GO): chloride transmembrane transport
Cellular component (GO): plasma membrane
Molecular function (GO): protein dimerization activity; chloride channel activity
Source: RefSeq, a predicted model, not a curated record